Fopius arisanus is the source of this 4141-nucleotide messenger RNA. It is a transcript of the gene tous, whose product is annotated as testes of unusual size. The transcript has 2 exons. Bases 649 to 3960 code for a protein of 1103 amino acids. Gene Ontology annotation, molecular function: protein binding. The record is from RefSeq and is a predicted model, not a curated record. NCBI's taxonomy places the organism in Eukaryota, Metazoa, Arthropoda, Insecta, Hymenoptera, Braconidae.
GAAAUAAUGGAUUUUUGCCUUUUUGUUUCCACAUGGAAGGAUUUGUAAUCUUUCGACUUCUCCAUUAUAUAAUUUUGCCGGGAAAUUACGUAGAACUGUAUGAAACGUAAAAAUACAAAGUUUUAAGAUCACACUGAGAAAUAAAAGCUUUACACUUUACACUAUGCACAUUGCAUUUUGCAUUUUACACUUUGCUCCCUGAUGAUUGGGAGUAAAGUGUGUGUAAUUCCCGCCCUCGGGUGAGAAAGUUGCUGCCCAAGGUCAACCUUGGAAGCAAUUUUCCACCCUAGUAUAUACAAUUUCUCCCUGUGUGUUUCAAAUUACAGGAUCAUAGGAUAGUUAACUUUUAGGAAAGGGAUUAAAAUAAACGGAUAGAUUGUUUUUAAAAAAUCUGAAAUUUUUUUGAAAAAGUUGAUACCUCCUAAUAUGGAUUUGAUCUGCACUGAUAUUCAACCCGAUCCGUCGAGUAAUUUUCAAAUGGAUUUUUUUCAAAUAUAUCUGCAGAUGAGAGAUAUGAUCGAAUCAAUAAUUCAAAUGCUGUUGUCAAGGGGACAAUAAACAAGUCUUUUGACAUUAUAUGCUCGCGUACAAGGAGGGGAAAUUAAAUACAUCGGAUAAUUCGUUGAGAGUCAACUAUAAAUCUUCGUCAUGGCUACGCCACUACUGCAGAGUCGAGUCUUGUAUGGUUUAAAAACCGAUGUAAUUAGUAACGCGCACUAUAUCACCGAUAACGAUAUUCUAUACCCCGUGGGGAAUGCCCUGGCAAUCCACAACUUUCACGAGCGUCGUCAGCGGCUGCUUCGCCUCCCAGAGAAGUACCAGAUCAAUAUCAUCGCCGUUACCCCGAAUAAGAAAUACGUGGCGAUGUGUGAGGUAGGGGACAAGCCGAUCAUUUCAAUUUACGACGUUCACAGUCUACGUCGUAGGAAAACCCUGGGUAUUCCAUACGACUGUCCGGAGGUAAAGAAAUUCACCUGUGUGGCUUUCAGCUUCGACAACAAGUACCUCGCAGGUGUGACAGACCUCCCGGACCAGACGAUGCUCUUCUACGCCUGGGAAAAGGGCAAAGUCGAGUCGUCAAUUAAAGUCAUCAAUCCCCAAAACCCCUCCGCCCUCAUCAGCCAGAUAUCCUGCAAUCCAGGAGACAUCGGACUCGUCGCUCUCGCCGGCAGAUUCUCUUUCAAGUUUCUCACCUGCUCCGAGACCAUUUGGCGUCCCUACGGUUUCUCCAAAACCGAUAACCUUCUCAUCUCCUCGAUCUGCUGGCUCAACAAUGAUCGCCUCCUCGCGGGUACCGACGACGGGCGUAUUCUCUUCCUCGAAAACGGCGAUCUCAAGAGUAUCUUCAAAAUGAGCGACGUAACCCAGAUAAAUCUCAAAGUCCGAGAAGAAUUUGUAAUCUACCCCUCCACGGAGAAAUCAGGUGAAGAGAUACAGGGAUUGGUAUCGUUCCCCAAGGGCUUUGCCUUCGGCUACGGUCCCGGUAGAGUUCUCGUUUUCGAAAAGGACGGACAACACAAGUUCAUCAACAAACACAUCUUCACGGUGCCACGGCAGGUCACCAAGGAUCCGGAUUCCACAAAGAGCUUUUACGAUAUCAACUCGAUCAGUGCGAAUCCCAGCUCAGACCGCUUAAUUGUUACCACCGGCUGGUCACAGCUAUUUGUUGCCAAAUUAUGGACAUCAGCACUCCUGUUGGAUGUCACCUCGGAGGACCUGGGGAUCAUGGGGCAGGCGUUGCACCAAGGACCGAUCAAUAGCCUCUCGAUGUGCGCUUGGAAGUCCAUUUUUAUCACCUCUGGAGACGACGAUAGAAGUGUCAGAAUCUGGGAUUAUGAGUCUGAAAACGUUGUUAUGUUCAAACAGUAUCAGGAGAAUAUCUACUCCGUCGCUCUGCACCCCAUCGGUCUAUUCUGUCUCAUAGGGUUUACUGACAAACUCAGAUUUAUGACCAUCUCCAUCGACGACCUCUUGACGAUGCAAGAAUUUCCCAUUCGCGCUUGUAAAAUUGUCAAAUUCAGCAACGGAGGUAAUUUUUUUGCCGCUGUCAAUGCCAACAUCAUUCACGUAUACACGACCAUCGACUUCUCCAGUAAAUUUCUCCUGAAAGGACACACUGGAAAAAUCAGUCACAUUGUCUGGUCCCAACACGAUUUCAAAUUGAUCUCAGCUGGAUUAGACGGGGGAAUUUACACCUGGGAUAUGACCACCGGCACCAGAAUCGGUGAAAUCAUCCUGAAGAACGUCUCGAUCAAUGGCGUGGGGUUGACAGCCGAUGCGUCAUCCAUCUACUGCAUCGUCAACCAUGAAAUUAAUAAAAUUUACGAAAUAAAAGAGGACGCAAUAGUUCGGGAGCUCUCCAUGACGAAGAAUCAACUGACAUCUCUACUCCUUGGUAAAAACGACUCUCUAAUUUUUGCCACGUGUCCUGGUGGUGUAAUUCUAUCCUUCAAAAUUCCUCUCUUGGAGGCCCUGGAGUGCAAGGACGUUCAUAUUCACUGCACGGACAUCACCAAUUUUUCUCUCUCAUUCAAUGAGCAAAAUCUCAUAUCUGCAGGGAGCGAUGGGAGUUUGUGCUUUUGGAAGGUGGUCUCUCCUGAGGCUACACCGGAUAGUGAUUACAUGUACACCAGCGAGGUUCUCAUCGGUAAGAAUGAUCUUGGGGAGAAAAUUCAAUUAAUUGAAGAGCUGACCAUCAGAAUUAAAGAAUUGGAGACUGAAGCCGCUUAUAAAAUGCGUCAGAUCGAAGUGCAGCAUAAUGAUAAAAUGCGACAGGUGCAUCAGGGAUACUGCGAGGCCAUUGAGGAGCUUAAAGCCAAGAUCGAUAAGUUGCACGAGGAGAGGACUAACGAACUAAAUAACAUCAAUUUUGAAAUAGCCAAGAUGAAAUAUGAGCAUGAAAAAUCGGUCAAGGAUAUGGAGAUCCGUUAUGACAGCAAAUUGAUAGUUGAGUAUGAUAAAUAUUCGGCGUUCGAGGUGAAGAAUAAUCUAAUGAGGGAGAGUUACAAAAGGAAAAUUGAAAAAAUCGAAGCUGCGAGAGUUAAAGAGCUAGAGGAGACAAUCAAAACACAUGAAGCACUGCUGCACGAAAAGGGGAUUCAGUUGCAAGAGUUUCAUGAGGAGAUGUCCCACCAGGUGCGCAUCCAUGAAAGGAUUAAGGAUCAGAUUGAGGAUGAUGCAGAUAGGGAAAUUGUGGAGAUUAGAUCUGGGUAUGAGAGUCUGCUCUAUGAAGAACGCCAGGCUAAUUUGAAGCUCAAGGGGGAGGCGGGUGUGCUCAGGAAUAAAUACACUGCUAAUCAGAAAGAAAUUGAGGAUCUUAAGAGGAAUGUUAGUCACCUCCAAGAUGAGCAGCAUCAAUACCAGAAGACUAUUGAACAAUUGGAGAAGGAUGUGCGGGAUCUGAAAGGGGAAAUUAGCGAGAGGGAUGCUGCUAUUCAGGAUAAGGAAAAGAGCAUUUAUGAUUUAAAGAGAAAUAAUCAGGAACUCGAAAAGUACAAGUUUGUGCUGAAUUAUAAAAUCGUGGAGCUGAAGAAUCAGAUAGAGCCGAAGGAUGAUGAGAUUAUGGAGUUGAAGGAUAAAGUGCUGAGGAUGGAGAAGGAGAUGCUCACGAUUCACAAUGAGAAUAAAAAUCUUCAAUUACAGAUCAGUGAUAUGAGUGAUAAGUUGAGUGGAGUGAAGAAAGAGGUGCAGAUCGAGGCGGAGAAAAACAGAAAUAAUCAACAGCUGAUGAAGAGAAUUCAGAAGGACUUGGUUGAUACUGCUGGUGUUAUUCAAGAGCCCCAUGCCCUCAAGGUCGCUGUUAUGAAUCUUUAUAAUCGAUACAGCAGUGAUGAGAAGCUGCAGAGGACUAGAGAGGCAAGUCUUGAGGUUGAGUGCGAACUUAUCAGACAGAGGGAUCACCUGGAGAGAACAAUUGACUCGUUGAAAAGGCAAUUUUCCCGGAUGAAGAAAACUACAUGAGACUGGAUUCUUCAUCAUCAAUGGAAUGCUCAAGUUUUUUUUUUUUUUUUUUUUUUUAUUUUCUAACCCUCUAAUUGUACAAAUAGCGUAAUUUGUAAAUAUUGAUAAUCUAUUCGGGCAAUAAAUUUCGCAAAUAUUAUACAAAAUAUGAUUUAUUAAGACAAUGAAAAAGGGAGCCGAA